Molecule: messenger RNA, 1213 nt
Organism: Colias croceus (clouded yellow)
Lineage: Eukaryota; Metazoa; Arthropoda; Insecta; Lepidoptera; Pieridae
Product: protein ALP1-like
Exons: 2
Coding region: 179-1153 (324 amino acids)
Source: RefSeq, a predicted model, not a curated record
UAACAAAAAUGCACAGUUGUUGCUGUCGGGAAAUAUUUCUUUAAUCGUAAAUCACAUUAAGAAAAGGAAACGUGGACCACAUAAUACACUUUAUAAAAAUAGAAAGCAGCGCGGUGAAUUUCACAAUCAGUAUUUCGACGUAAGGAAAAACGAAAAAGAUUUUUACGAAUAUUUGUGUAUGUCAACAGAAACAUUUGAUUACAUCUGUAAUGGAAUACGCAGUGAUUGUACUCGUUAUACUCGUAUUAGUGUGGAACAAAGAUUGGUGUUAACAUUAAGGUAUCUAAUAACAGGAACGCCUUUUCGGAAGUUGGCAGUGCCAUUUCGUAUAUCAAAAACAGCAAUCGCAAAUAUUGUUGUUCAGGUUUGCAAUGCUAUUUGGAAUAAUUUUAACAAUACCCAUAUGAAAUUUCCAAAUACAGAAGAUUUCAAAGAUAUCGCUAACUCAUUUUCAAAUUUGGACAAAUUUCCACAUUGCUGUGGCAAUCUCGACGGAAAACAUAUUCGUCUCAACAGACCACAUCUCUCUGGUAGCAUGUACUAUAAUUACAAACAUUUUUACUCAAUUGUUUUAUUAGCCGUUUCUGAUUCACAAAACACGUUUCGAAUCAUUGAUGUAGGAGCUUAUGGAAAAGAUAGUGAUGGAGGUGUUCUCAGCAAUUCAAUUUUUUUUAAAGAUCUAAGCAGUGGAAAAAUCCAACUACCAUCUGAGGAACGACUACCAGAAAGCAAUAUUAUCGCGCCAUAUGUAUUUUUAGGGGAUGAGGCGUUCCCGCUCAAAGCAUUCUUAAUGAGACCUUAUCCAAGAAGGCAAGCAUCGGGAAAUGCUAAUAAAUCAAGAUUUAAUUACAAAUUAUCUACAACGAGGGUUGGAAUAGAAUGCACAUUUGGAAUGGCUGCGAGUAAAUUUCGAAUUCUUUUAAAAAGUAUAGAAACAUCAGAAGAAAAUGCAAUUACAAUUGUUAAGGCAAUCUGUAUAUUGCAUAAUAUUAUAAUACAUAUGGACGGAAAACAAUCAGAAAUAACAGUAACAAAUCGUCAAUUGAACAAUAGAUUGAUGAGAAUUCAAAGCAAUACAAGUAAUAAUAGAGCAACAAGAACUGCAAUUAAUGCCAGGGAAAAAUUCACGGCUUAUUUUUAUAAUCAACAAUAAUUAUUGUGUUUAAUUAAAAAUAUACAUGUUUAAUAAUAAUUAAAAACAUUCUAAUUUAAA